GACAGACAAAGCAGGUCGCUAGACAGUUCAUCUAGUCUUGUGGACUUACAGUACUGUGGUCGCAGUAGCAACUUUUUAACACAUUUUGUAUGUAAGAGUUUUUUUUUUUUUUUUCGCCUUGCACACCCCGUUCGGAACUUCGUGUACAGAAAGCGGUAUUUUUUUCACGCCUAACCCAAAAGACGCUUGUUGAACAAAACAGGCUUUUUUUUUUUUUUUUUUUUUUAACCAAUUUCAGAAAGUAAUUGCGCGGCGCCUCUGUUGAGUGUCCAGCCAUGGGUUUGAAAGCUGUAAUCUGUAUUACUCUUGCUUUCUCCGCUGUAACAACAGCUAUGCAGAGGAACGAGAGCAUUAUACGAGGCUUUCCCCUAUUCAGCAUGACAGGAACAGAUGAACCCAUCGAGUACUUUGAUGUGGAGUCUCGAAGUGGUUCUGAGGGAAGCGGGUCUGGGGAUGAACCUGUGCAUGUCCCCGUUCACAGAAAUCGAGUUCACCGGAAUCGCACCUUCAUCUCCGAUCGGACCAAGCAUUUCCUCACUGGCUCUUGGAUGACUGUUUUUAUUCCAUCAGUUUACACCAUGGUCUUCACCUCCAGCCUGCUUCUGAAUGGCCUUGCUAUCCUUAUGUUCAUCUGCAAAAUGAAACUGAGUAAGCCAGCUGUGAUUUACAUGUUAAACCUGGCCAUCGCCGACUUGCUGUUUGUGCUCCUCCUCCCGUUUAAGAUCUCCUACCACUUUUGCGGCAACAACUGGGGAUUCGGACCAGUCAUGUGCCAAAUCGUCACCGCCGCAUUCUACUGCAACAUGUACUGCUCAGUUCUGCUUAUGAUGUGCAUAAGCAUUGACCGCUUCUUGGCUGUGGUUUACCCCAUGCAAUCUCUGACAUGGCGUAGCCGGGAAACGGCAGCUAUAGUGUGCAUAUCCAUGUGGUGUCUCGCCAUCGGCGGGGUCAUGCCUAUUGUUCUGUCCAAGCAGACAGCAGAGAUACCGGAGCUAGGCAUCACCACCUGCCAUGACGUCUUGGAUAUCUCAGAGUUUAAAGGCUACUAUCUUUACUUCUUUCCUAUUUUCUGCUUCAUUUUCUUUUUCAUUCCUAUGAUAAUUACAACCGUGUGCUACAUCCGCAUCAUCCAGUGCCUCGACUCGGCCAACGUGGCCAACAAGUGCAAGAAGACCCGAGCGAUCUUCAUGACAGUCACUGUCUUCACCGUCUUCAUUGUUUGCUUUGUGCCAACCAACAUCAUUUUGCUCACGCACUACCUGCAGUUUGCUCAUGGGUACAGUGAGUCGUCCUAUUUUGCCUAUCUCCUCGCCAUGUGUCUCGGCAGCUUGAGCUGCAGUUUGGACCCCCUGAUUUACUACUUUGGUUCCUCGCAGUGCCAGAGGCAGCUUCGCAACCUUCUCUGCUGUAAAAACAAGACAGAGACGGCUAGCAGCACAAAGUAUGAAAGCAGCAGCAAAAUGGAAACCUUCUCGACCAACCUUAGCAGCCAGUAUAAAAAGCUGAUGGCUUGAAUUCUGAUGUUGCAGUGUUACCGCCUCACGGAUGUGUUACCAGAAUUACAGUAAAUCUGUUUGUUAUAAAGAAAGACAUCACCCCCUGUAGCUUACUUUGAAAGGUGAAUAUUAAUAUGAAUACAAAUGCAAAGACAUUUAGGGAAGUGUGAAAAUAUUGAAGACAGGGGGUUUUAACUUCACUUUCAGGAGAAGUCUAUUACUAGUGAGGCACACUCUGUCUGUUCCUAUGUAUUAAUAUACAGUUUUAACAGUCGGACAGUUAGAUCAGGUAAACAUAUUUCCCAUAACAAGAUCUGAAUAAUAAAAAUGAUAUCUUCAAUUGAGAGAUACUGUAUUCGCUGAAAAAAGUCUGAAGGUGGUUUGAGGGGGUGUUAAAGCACUAACUAAGACUUAAAACAAAACCAAAAAACUUUCCCUGCUUUCCAUGUUUACUGUCCCUUCCCGUCUGAAUGAUCUGUUUUGUUUGAGUUGUGUCUUAAGCUUGUCUCUGAGCUUCUCACUAAUCUUUCUGAAACUGAGGGAGGCAGUGAAGCAAGUAUCAGGCCUCUUUGUGCUCCGUCACAUUGAGUCAGGGACCAAGCAGACAAGAUCAAAAUCAGACGAUUCCACAAGCUUAAAAACAAUUACAAUUUCAAUGACUUUAAUUUCAAUAAAAGUUAGGUAAUUUGUUUCUUAAAAGGUAGUUCAUACACACCUAAAACAAAAACAAACAAAAAAAAAACAUCUAAAAUAUUUUCUUCAUAUUAAGCUUUUUGUACAUGUAAUGCAGUCAUCCUGCUUUAUGGGUCUGGCAACCCUUUUAUGUAUUGUUUAGAGCCCCUUUCACACUGGCAUGCCUACCUGGGUCCCGACCCAUGUUCUUUCUACCAGGGUCACAAUCCUGUAUAGUGUGGAACCACGUACCAGGGUCAACCCUAACUUGACCCGGGUUGGCAGCGACCCACCUUUUGAGUUGACACGCUUUGACCCAGGUCGCGCGAGACAAAGUGCAUGCUGGGCAUUCGUAAGCGGAUGAAGUAACAAACAGCCAUUGCCUGCACAGGAAACCUGCAAGCCGCUUCGGUUUAUUCUGUUUCACCGUAUUUAUGUGAUUGAGACACACCAUGAACCAGAUUGCAGCAGGGAUGAGGAAAAAUUUGGGCCGACGAUUCAAUCCAGAGAAGCUGGGAAGGAGGCGUCCGUUACAAGCACGCCAUCUUGAAAUCCUGACCAGAUGAAAAGGUGUUCAUGUGAACGUUGCUUCUGUCACUCGGGUCGACCCGUCUCCUUCAAAAAGCAGUGUGCAAUCACACAGCCGACUCGCAAGACAUCGGGUUCUGACCCGGGUAGGUUCCGACCCAGGCAGAGCAUGCCAGUGUGAAAGGAGUUUUGCCGUGGCAUUUCAGUUUGCAUGUAUCUCUGUCACCACUCUGUACCAUACAUAUCGGUUGGUCUGAUGUUAACACUAUUCUUACUAGCAUGAUAAACUGCUUUAGUAGCUGUAAACAUAAAGCAUUCCCCUCCUAGAGAUAUUCGCCUCAUAAUUAUAUAUAUAUAUAUAUAUAUAUAUAAUAUAUAUAUAUAUAUAUAUAUAUUAAUGCUUGAGUGGGGUUCAUUCACUGAGUAAUCAGCGCGUGUAAGAGAUCCACUGUAGAGAGCAUAUUUCAUUACUCUGUUAUUACAACAUGUUUAAGUGGCAUUCUUCAAACCUGUAAUCAAGUAAUAUGGAAGUUUUGUAUUCUGUGGCGAUGGUGUGAAUUUGUAAGUUUUUCUCUCAAGGAAAUGUAGGCAGUUCUCCAAGGUUUUUUUUUUUUUGCAGAUGUUUAGCAACAAACGAGUGAGACAUU
Polyodon spathula (Mississippi paddlefish) is the source of this 3343-nucleotide messenger RNA. Its product is annotated as proteinase-activated receptor 1-like. The record is from RefSeq and is a predicted model, not a curated record. Lineage: Eukaryota; Metazoa; Chordata; Actinopteri; Acipenseriformes; Polyodontidae. The transcript has 2 exons. Gene Ontology annotation, biological process: positive regulation of Rho protein signal transduction; thrombin-activated receptor signaling pathway; positive regulation of blood coagulation. Gene Ontology annotation, cellular component: membrane. Bases 276 to 1514 code for a protein of 412 amino acids. Gene Ontology annotation, molecular function: thrombin-activated receptor activity.